AUGCCUAGCUCCUAUACUGGAGUUGUAAUUCUCCUCUUAUUAGGGACUUCUAUGUCAGUAUCCGGUACCGCGGAUGCUGCCAAGUCUCUGAGAGCGGCGAAGGCCAGACUCAGAUCGUCUUACGCAUCGUGGCGGAUAGUGGUAUGUUUAACUCAGCCUCAGACUCCUUUCAAGGCAGACGUACAGAAAGCAUGGGAGGAAGCGAGACUGGAAUCUUUUCAUGCGGACAUGGAUGUGUCAUAUGUAGAAACAAGGAUGACACCCAUGACAGAUUCCUUGUUAUAUCCCUUGUCAGUGUUAAACAAAUUUUGUACAGACAUCGAAGGCGGAAAGACAGUAUUAAGCCUUAUUAUAGGGGGAGGAUCGGCAGCCAGAUUUCUCGUUACGGCUGCUGCUGCCUUGAACCUUCCAGCUCUGUGGUUACCGUUUACGCACAGAGACUUUCUUCGCCAGGGAAAUCUUGGCCGGUUUGAGAACCGUAUAGGUUCGAGUCCCAAAGAAGUCGGAGCAGCAGCUGCCGCUUUAAUGCAUCGGGCUAAUUGGCAUGCGUUUACUCUUCUCAUUGAUACUACUCUCCUACCCGUCACUCAUCUUUUACAAACGAAUCCACCAACGUUAACACCUCGUGCAAUUAUACACCUUCCAACAAACGACAGAACUCUAAGAUUAAGGCUGAGGCGAGUAGCCGAAGAAAGUGGCAGUGGCGGAGUCGUAGUAAUGGCCUGCGAUCUAAACAACGCCCGAAAGAUUCUCGGUGCAGCCGGCAAGUUCGAGAUGCUCUCGGGCAGAUUCUUGUGGCUUUGGCUAGAUCUUAAGGCGGAACUGCGACCGAACGAGCCCAACAUCAUCAGUUCGCAUCUUCUUCACAGUUCGCGUGUUGCCGUUGCGACCAACGAAAAUUUACCGCUGUUGCGAACGAUAAAUCUCGUGUCAGAUGAUAAGCGACUGCCCUCACUGAAUCCGCUACAGAGUCUGACCAACGAUAUACAUCGGCUGCAAGAGUAUAGAUGGCGAGAUGAAAAGAUCGUGACCAAGCGAGAGGAUAAAAGCUUCAAUUUUGAGGACGAAGAGGAGGUCGUGAAACUCCCAAGUGACAGAGAACUUAAUUCCAAAAGUUUCAUGCCGAUCGGAAUGCUUGCGCUCAGACCGUCUGGUAUCAAAAUCAUGGGCGGUGACACCAUACUAACUAGAAUGCUGAGAGAGACCUCGCAGGCUUUGGACGAGACUUUCCUGGAAACAAAAACGAGGCUGGGUCGUAUGCGCGAAGCGCAGAUCAAAGAACACUUUGUACCGGAAUGCUACUCGGAUCGUAAUACUAAAUUCAUGAAGAGCGACGCGCGAGAAAAUGUAUCUGCAAUUUUGACGAGUAAGUUGAGGAAAUCCAUGGGACAAAUCUCCAAGGACAAGGCAGAAUUCCAAUUGCUGAAUUUGCAAGCUGUCAGGUUUCCCGGGAAUAAGACUCAAUUAAGGUGGACUAAGGUCGGUACUAUCAAGGGAGGCAGGGAAGUCCGUUUAGAUACCAUAAUCUGGCCGGGCGGCGGCAUCAUGCCGGCAUAUCUUGAACAGGGCGGCGAAAAGAUCGGAAUGCCGAUUUAUAGUAUCGUGACCGUACAGGCAUCACCGUUCACCAUGAUCACGAAUUUACAAGAUGGUUUCUGUUUGCGCGGCCUCACCUGCCGGCAAGGUAAAACUGUGAUGUGCUGUUACGGCCUGAGUAUGGAUCUGCUGUCUUUAGUGGCGCGCGAGCUUGGAUUUCGUUUCAAUCUAUAUCUAGCGGAGGACGGAUUGUUUGGUAAACAGAACAAUCGGAACGGCACAUGGAACGGCGUGAUGGGUGAGCUGGUGUCUGGUCGGGCACAGCUAGCGUUUGCGGCCUUGAGUGUAUCUACCCAUCGUGCCAAAGUGGUGGAUUUCACCACGCCGUACUACUUCAGCGGCGUGAGUUUUCUCACGGCGCCGAAACUACGUUCUGAGAUACCGCUAUUUGCGUUUCUGUUCCCGUUCAGCACGGAGUUGUGGAUCGCCGUGUUUACGUCACUGAAUCUCACCGCGAUCGCCGUCGCUCUCUACGAAUGGUUUAGCCCGUUCGGCUUGAAUCCCUGGGGCAGGCAGCGCAGUAAGAACUUCUCCAUCGCUUCCGCGUUGUGGGUGAUGUGGGGCCUUCUGUGCGGCCACCUCGUGGCCUUCAAGGCGCCAAAGUCUUGGCCUAACAAGUUCCUUAUUAAUAUUUGGGGCGGCUUCUCCGUUAUCUUUGUGGCCUCGUACACGGCUAAUAUAGCUGCCCUUAUCGCCGGUCUCUUUUUUCAUUCUGCAGUGAGCAACUAUCAUGAUAAAAGCUUGUUGUCACAAAGAGUUGGUGCGCCGAGAGCUUCUGCGGCCGAAUAUUACGUGCAAAAAGCGAAUCCCGAAUUAUGGUCCCACAUGGCUCGAUAUUCCUUGUCGAAUGUCGCCGAGGGCGUAGAAAAAUUGAGAAACGGCACUCUGGACAUCUUAAUCUCGGACACGCCGAUUCUGGAUUAUUAUCGGGCGACUGACAACGGUUGCCGCUUGCAGAAAAUCGGCGAUACUAUCAACGAGGACACUUAUGCAAUCGCGCUUACGCGAGGACAUCCCUUGAAAGAAAGCAUAUCUAAAGUUAUAGCGAACUAUACAAGCAACGGGUUGCUCGACAUUUUGCAAGAAAAAUGGUACGGCGAUCUACCUUGUCUAAGCGGUCGAGCAGGGAUGGACUUAGAUUUUGAUCCGGGUGGUCAACCCAGGCCACUGGGAGUCGCAUCCGUGGCCGGAGUAUUUUGCCUGCUCGGAAUGGGUGUGGUGCUUGGAUCCAUUAUAUUAGCGGGAGAACAUCUCUUCUACAAAUACACGCUGCCGCGAUUACGGCAUAGACCGGAGGAUUCCAUCUGGCGUAGCCGCAACGUCAUGUUCUUCUCGCAGAAGCUGUACAGGUUUAUCAACUGUGUGGAACUGGUCUCGCCGCAUCAUGCUGCUCGCGAAUUGGUGCACACGGUGCGACAAGGCCAGAUCGCAUCGCUUUUCCAGAAAAGCGUUAAACGAAAGGAACAUGAACAACGUCGCAGACGUAAGAGCAAAGCACAAUUCUUCGAGAUGAUUCAGGAAAUUCGAAGAGUACAACAAGAAGAAAAGAUCGAGACGGUACCCGAGGAGAACGAUACCGCCAAGACUGUGAAAAAAGAUGAGAAAUUGGGAAAAGGUAGAGAGAGAAGUCGCAGCAAGAGUCCGCUGAUGCCUCGAAGUCCUAAACGAUCGGAGAAGAGUAGAAGUUCGACGAAUUUGUCGGCAUCUCGUCUAGGAUUGUCGCCGGUGAGUCUCGAUGCGCCGAUGAAGCCGCGCGAGUUCACACUCAGCAGCACUAAUUUGCGCGCGAGGAGUCCACUAGAGACGGUAGGCCGUAGAUUGAGCCACGGAGACGGUGGAUCGCCGCCACCGCGUCUUGCUAGCUUCGGCGGCAGUGCGACUCUGCGUCCGUUAGUACCUACUAGAAGCGAUUCGGCCGGCACACCGACCAUUCGUCGUGAUUCUACCGCUGGGGGCGGCGGCGUGCCAACGCCGAGAUAUCCUCGCAGCCCGGCCAAGCGAGGCCAAUCCUUCCCGGUAUUCGCCACUUUGAGACCUCCGCACUCGGCUGGCUAUCAGUCGAGGAGCCCGUUAUUGUCGCCGAACAGCGAACUCACAUCCGCCAUCGGGAGAAAAUUAUCGCGCGAAUGGGGCUCCGGAACUAUUGACCUCACCAGGUCUUCGGAGGCUAUAGGCAGCAGUAGUGGCGGCGGUGGAGGUGGUAGUCGUGGUUCAACGUAUACCCUGAAUCAGGAAAUGACGUUUUCCUUGAGUCGUUCCGGCGAAGAGAAGACCCAAGAGGAAGCGUUGUCGAUCAAGAAGCCCAUCCGACGCGCCAGGAGUCAUGAGAAUCGCGACAGUAGUAAGUUAAUGGCAGAUCUGCCGUCGCCGAGAUUGACCCAGCCAGUGGUGGGCGGUCAGUUUGUAAGCGAGCGAACCAAGAAACAGCUGGACUCCGAGCUGAAGGCCAUUCUAACUGCCAGGGCCCACCACCGCGAUCUGCAUCCUCCUUGAUAGGAGACCGCCCCAUAUUAAGGGAGAGUUCUUGAAAGCAGUUCGGCUUUUGGAGGAUUGCUGAGCCUUUGAGGGGCUUUGGUUGAUUUUAAGCAAUAUCAGAUUUAUAGGUCAAUUUGUUAGAGGAAUCCGACAAUUUAUCGGAAAAAUUAAGAACUAGUCACAGGCACGGCGAUGCGAGUAAAUGGAAAGAAUUUUCUGCUGUUGGAGUGAGG
Atta colombica is the source of this 4304-nucleotide messenger RNA. RefSeq lists its product as uncharacterized. Bases 1 to 4089 code for a protein of 1362 amino acids. Gene Ontology annotation, cellular component: postsynaptic membrane; plasma membrane. Gene Ontology annotation, biological process: monoatomic ion transport; modulation of chemical synaptic transmission; ionotropic glutamate receptor signaling pathway. Gene Ontology annotation, molecular function: transmitter-gated monoatomic ion channel activity involved in regulation of postsynaptic membrane potential; NMDA glutamate receptor activity. The transcript is spliced from 7 exons. The record is from RefSeq and is a predicted model, not a curated record. NCBI's taxonomy places the organism in Eukaryota, Metazoa, Arthropoda, Insecta, Hymenoptera, Formicidae.